This is a messenger RNA of Suillus plorans, 879 nucleotides long. RefSeq lists its product as uncharacterized. The transcript is spliced from 4 exons. The coding region runs from base 1 to 879 and encodes 292 amino acids. Lineage: Eukaryota; Fungi; Basidiomycota; Agaricomycetes; Boletales; Suillaceae. The record is from RefSeq and is a predicted model, not a curated record.
AUGUCUGAAGCGCCUUUCAAGUCCUUUGCUAUCGUCGGCGCAGGCCCUCACAUCGGGAUUCCUAUCGUGAAGGCAUUCCUGGCCAUUGGCACUCCCAUUCUCGUCAUCGCCCGGCCGACCUCCAAAAACACCUCUGCACUCCCUGACAAUGACCCCAACCUGAAGGUUGUACAUGCAGACUAUACAUCUGCAUCUGAGGUUUCGGCAAUCCUUCGUGAAAACAAAGUGGACGUCCUCAUUUCUACCGUUACAUUUUUUUUCGGAGGCGUAGUUGUACAGGACGUUCUUGCGGACGCUGCAAAGGAGGCGGGUGUGAAACUCUUUGUACCCAGCGAGUUCGGCGUAUCACCGCCAGCAGCCGGUUUGGUUCAUGAGAAGCAUGCCUUUGCAGUCUAUGCGAAGUCGAUUGGAUUGCCCACUCUCCGUGUCUAUAAUGGGUUAUUUCAUGACUUCGUUCCCUGGCUCACUGCACUCACUGAAACUGGCAAGUUUCAUAUCGCGAGCAAAGGAGACAUGCCGGGAUCCUUCACUGCGAUAUCCGACGUUGCAGGAUAUGUGGCUCAUAUUCUUACUACUCAACCACCAUCUCGUCUACUUGAUGUUGAAGUUCGCAUCGAAGGACAACGUGCAACGCUCUCUGAGAUUAGUGCCCUAUACAAAGGCAGUGUACCUGUGGUAUACUGUGAUGCCCUUCCUAUAGAAGGUGUACUUGCUGCGGACAUCCGUACGAGCUACCAGCAGGGCUUUGAUGUCGGAAGAGCAAGUUGCGGUUGGAAUCCCGAUACAAAGACGGAUGACGCGGAAUUGGCGAGCAAGGACAAUUCACUGUGGGAGGGACAUCGCUGGUUGACUAUUGGGGAAGUUCUUGGGUUGUACUGA